UUUAUCCGAUUACCACUACCACCGACACCUCUACAAAGGCACAAAUAUUCAAUUCCCGCGUACAGUUGGUUGUCUGUUUGUUGAAUUCUUGAAUCUUUUUAGAUCCAACUGAAUUAAAAGAAGAAGUAGAAGAGAAGAAAUUGGAUCUCCUCUUUGGCUUUCUGGUUGAUAGUUGUAGAUGGAUUCUUCAACAGUGCUAUUUAACCAGCUCAAGGCUGCAGAACCGUUUUUCUUGUUAGCUGGCCCCAAUGUGAUUGAAUCUGAAGAACACAUUUUCAGAAUGGCUAAGCACCUCAAGACCAUCACUUCAAAUCUAGGGUUGCCACUGGUUUUUAAGUCGAGCUUUGAUAAAGCUAAUAGAACAUCUUCAAAGUCAUUUCGAGGCCCUGGUAUGAGUGAAGGCUUGAAGAUUCUUGAGAAGGUUAAAGUAGCAUAUGACAUUCCUAUUAUUACUGAUGUGCAUGAAACUAUUCAGUGUGAACCAGUUGGCAGAGUUGCAGAUAUUAUACAAAUUCCUGCAUUUUUAUGUCGUCAGACAGAUCUUCUAGUUGCAGCUGCCAAGACUGGGAAAAUUAUCAAUAUUAAAAAAGGCCAGUUCUGUGCUCCUUCUGUCAUGAUGAAUUCUGCAGAGAAGGUAAGAUUGGCUGGAAAUUCGAAUGUGAUGGUUUGUGAGAGAGGAACUAUGUUUGGCUACAAUGAUUUGAUCGUUGAUCCACGUAACUUGGAGUGGUUAAGGGAAGCUGAUUGUCCUGUUGUAGCUGAUAUUACACAUUCACUACAACAGCCUGCCGGGAAAAAGUUGGAUGGUGGAGGUGUUGCAAGCGGAGGUCUUCGAGAACUAAUACCUUGCAUUGCAAGGACAGCAGUCGCUGUUGGGGUGGAUGGAAUUUUCAUGGAGGUGCAUGAUGAUCCUCUGAGCGCCCCUGUGGAUGGUCCAACACAAUGGCCUCUACGCCAUUUAGAGGAAUUGCUAGAAGAGCUCACGGCGAUAGCUAGGGUUAGCAAAGGGAAGAGGCAUAUGGACAUUGAUCUCACACCAUUCCAUGGUUAAGAAAGCUUGAAGGUCUCUGUCAAGGAGCAGCAAGAAAUGAAUUUACAAAAUUGUAGGUAUCUCUUUCCCAUAAUUAAUCGUCUCAUUUAUUUUCUUCUCUUGCAGUAUGGAUACUAUUUGGUCCUUUCCCUAAAACUGGCGAUGGUGAUGAAGUUAGGUCUCUGCUGCGUUAUUUUUUAUGUAAAUCAUUGGAGUCAAGUUUCUGUCUCCAUUUUUCUUUUUUUGGGUUUUUUCACGAGUUGAUUUCUCUCUCUAUGAAUAUUAUAUUAAUGAAUAUACUCUCCA
This is a messenger RNA of Ricinus communis (castor bean), 1336 nucleotides long. RefSeq names its product 2-dehydro-3-deoxyphosphooctonate aldolase. The transcript is spliced from 13 exons. The record is from RefSeq and is a predicted model, not a curated record. Gene Ontology annotation, molecular function: 3-deoxy-8-phosphooctulonate synthase activity. Gene Ontology annotation, biological process: monosaccharide biosynthetic process. Gene Ontology annotation, cellular component: cytoplasm; cytosol. NCBI's taxonomy places the organism in Eukaryota, Viridiplantae, Streptophyta, Magnoliopsida, Malpighiales, Euphorbiaceae. Bases 179 to 1051 code for a protein of 290 amino acids.